AUGUAUCAAUGUGUGAAAAAGUCCAAUUAUUAUUUAUGGAAUACCAAUUUUGAGAAGGCCAAAGAAUUUUGUGUUCCGCAUCAACACAUUCCUCGGAUUGCUCUCAAUUAUUCCUGUAUUAAUAGUUUCUUGGCUGGAAUUUCAGGUGAAAGUUCAGCUCGUGACAAAGCUUUUGCUGAUCUCGAACAAGCAGAACAAUCUCUUAAAAAUUGUUAUUACAAGGAAGAUAUUUUGAAACUCAUUGAACAAGUGAAGGAAUUGAAUAAGGAAUGUGUCAGUCAAACAAAUCAAAAGAGAGAUGUAAAUGCAGUGGCCACUGAAGAGGAUUUUGAUAUUAUUACCAAUACUGAACAUGCAAAUUAUAUGGAAUUGGAGAAAAUGACACCUGAUCAACAAUAUUUUAAUUAUGAAUUGGAUUUAAAGUUGUGUGACGCUGAGAAUCACUUGUUGAGAGGACUCUUGCAAUUUAUGGGUGGAUCUUAUUUGAAAGGUUUUUACAAUUUAAGAAAAUCUUAUUUGAAAUAUAAGGAAGUUUAUCAUCAAGCAGAAAGUUUGAAGAAUGAAUCCAAACAAUCCAACAAGUUUGUUCAUAGUGACGUUUUAUUUGGUUCUUAUUUUGGAAUGGGCAUGUUCAACUUUAUCCUUAGCGUUCUUCCACCCACCCUUGCCAAAAUUUUAAGCGUUCUCGGAUUCGAUGCAGAUCGUGAACUCGGACUCGAUCUCAUGACACAAUGUUCUCAAUAUGGAGGUCUCCAUUGUGGCCACGCCUCAUUCAUGUUGUGCAUUAAUUACUUGUUUGUUCCAAGAGCAUUCAAUGGACGUCAACAAAAUCUCACCAAAGUGAAGCCCAUUCUCGACAUGGUGACACGGGCUUAUCCCAAUAGUGUUUAUUUCAAGUUUGUCAUUUCACAUUAUGAUUUAAAGGCUGGAAAUUUGGAAGGAUGUUUGAAUAAUAUUCGACAAUGUGUCAAUGGAAUUCAACAAGGAACUUGUUACACUCCAUACAAUUAUUUGACCGAGUUGGGCAUUGGAUUAAUGUUGAGUUUGAAAUUUGAAGAGGCUGAACAAAUGUUGUCAGAUAUUGUGGAAAAACAAGAACACAUGUUUGACAGCAAAGCGAAUUGUGCACUCUUCUUGGUCGUGUGUCGAAUUUUUAAAGGAGAUUUAAAGAGAGCGAAUGAAUUAAUUUCCAAAUUAUCAGAUCAUGUCUCUAAAAGUAGCAAACUCUUGUCUGAAAAUAUUGAACUCUUAAAGUAUGUGAAGAGUGACGAUGAGAAACAACUCGUCAUGGUCUCCUCCUUCUUCCAAUUGUUAUAUUUGAGAAGAGAUUUAGCGAAUUUGAAACCUUCACAAAUUGAACCCUUAUUUGAAUUAUUUAAAAAGUACACAGAAGGUGUUGUGAUGGAUGAAAAAUCCAAAGUUCAUGGAGAUGUUUAUGCUGGAAUGGCAGUCAUUCGUGCUCAAGUCUACAAUGUGUUGGGAGAUCAUGAAAAGAGUUUACAAGAAUUUCACACAGCUCUCUCCUAUGAACACAAAAUCAAAUUUGAAAAACAAUGGAUUGCAUUCUCAUACUAUGAAUUGGCAGAAAACAAGUAUUUGAAUGAGUACAAGAGGGAAAUGAGUCAUCCACCACACGAAGAUGUUGCUGCUUCUGCUUCUUUAUUGAGUGAAAGCAAAAAGAAACAACUGAUUGACAUGCUACACGAUGUGAAGGAUAAUCUUGUCAAGUGUAACAAGUACAGUGGAUAUCCAUUUGAAGAAGUUUUACAUACACGAGCCAAGUUGGCUUUGAAACAAGUGGAAGAGGAUCUAAAAAUAAUAUCACAUUCUCGUCAUCAUUGA
Molecule: messenger RNA, 1842 nt
Organism: Naegleria fowleri
Lineage: Eukaryota; Heterolobosea; Eutetramitea; Acrasida; Naegleriidae
Exons: 3
Coding region: 1-1842 (613 amino acids)
Source: RefSeq, a predicted model, not a curated record